Messenger RNA from Seminavis robusta, 1977 nucleotides. The record is from the annotation of a GenBank genome assembly. NCBI's taxonomy places the organism in Eukaryota, Bacillariophyta, Bacillariophyceae, Naviculales, Naviculaceae.
AUGCCCCCCAAGAAGAAAGCAGGCAAAGGCGGCAAGGACACUGGCGAAGGAGACGGUCUGACCCGUAUUGCCAUUGUCAGUGCCGAGAAAUGCAAACCCAAGAAAUGCCGUCAAGAGUGUAAAAAGUCGUGUCCCGUCGUCAAGCUGGGGAAACUCUGUAUUGAAGUGGGGCCCACCAGUAAACUCGCCUUUAUCGCGGAGCCUCUUUGUAUUGGUUGCGGUAUCUGCGUCAAGAAAUGUCCCUUUGAAGCCAUCAACAUUAUCAACUUGCCCAAGGAUCUGGAACGGAAUACCACCCACCGAUAUGGACCCAACUCGUUCAAGUUGCAUCGAUUGCCCAUGCCGCGUCCGGGACAGGUACUGGGAUUGGUCGGGACCAAUGGAAUUGGGAAAUCCACCGCACUCAAAAUCCUGGCCGGAAAAAUGAAACCCAAUCUAGGACGAUACGAUUCUCCACCCGAUUGGGAAGAAAUUCUAGUUCAUUUUCGAGGAUCCGAAUUGCAAAAUUACUUUACCAAGGUACUAGAGGAUACACUCAAGGCAACCAUCAAGCCACAAUACGUCGAUCACAUCCCGCGGGCCAUCAAGGGUAAAGUGGGAGAAAUCCUCAAAAUGAAAGAUGAUAGAUCAGAAGCAGAAGGCAAAGAUGUGCUGGGAUGGGCACUCAGAGAGGCCGAGUUGGAACAUCUCGUCGAUCGGGACAUUCGUGUCUUGUCGGGAGGUGAACUACAGCGAUUCGCCAUUUCCGCCGUCGCCGUCCAAAUUAGUGAUGUAUACAUGUUUGAUGAACCAUCGUCCUACCUGGAUGUCAAACAACGUCUCACCGCCGCCGCCAUGAUUCGAGAAAUCCUAGAGGCAACCAAUGGUGAUCGGCGUUUUGUCAUGGUCGUCGAGCACGAUUUGGCCGUUUUGGACUACCUGAGUGACUUUGUCUGUGUCCUGUACGGACAGGCUGGAGGAUAUGGAGUCGUUACCAUGCCUCACAGUGUGCGCACGGGGAUCAAUGCUUUCCUCGCUGGUUUCAUCCAUUCCGAGAAUCUUCGAUUCCGUGAUCAUGCUCUUUCCUUCAAGGUUUCAGAGCGUGCCGAGGAAGAGAAAAAGGUGGACAUCAUGAAAGCAUACAGCUACCCCGACAUGACAAAGACCCAAUCUCGGGAUAAAUCCAAGUUCAUCUUGCACGUGGACAAAGGAGAAUUUACAGACUCUGAGAUCAUCGUCUUGUUGGGAGAAAAUGGUACCGGAAAGACUACCUUUGUUCGUAUGCUGGCUGGACUCCUCAAGAGUGAUGAACAGGUCAAGUUCGAGGAGGAAGGCUAUGACUACGAAGCCUCCCAGGCCGGAGUGCCAGAUUUGAAUGUCAGCUACAAACCACAGAAAAUCUCACCCAAGUUUCAGGGAACGGUUCGACAACUUUUGCACAAGCGCAUUCGUGAUUCGUACGUGCAUCCCCAGUUCAUCUCGGAUGUCAUGAAACCCUUGGUGAUCGACAAUAUUAUCGACAAUGGCGUCCAGACGCUUUCUGGUGGAGAAUUGCAACGUCUGGCCAUUGUCCUGGCCCUAGGAAAGCCUGCGGAUGUGUAUUUGAUUGAUGAACCCAGUGCCUACCUCGACUCGGAGCAACGUAUCAAUUGUGCCAAGGUGAUCAAGCGGUUCAUCAUGCACAGCAAGAAGACUGCCUUUGUCGUGGAGCACGAUUUCAUCAUGGCAACCUACCUUGCUGACCGUGUUGUGGUGUACCACGGUAACCCAGGAGUAGAAGCUACGGCUUCUGCCCCGCAGUCGCUGCUGACUGGUAUGAACCAGUUCCUCAAGAGUUUGAAGGUGACAUUCCGUCGUGACCCUACCAACUUUCGUCCGAGAAUCAACAAGAAGGGCUCCCAGAAAGAUUGUGAACAAAAGAAGAAUGGCAAUUACUUCUUCUACGAUGAUGGCGCGGAUGACGAGGAGGAGGAGGACAUUGACGACUUCGAUCUCUAA